AUGUAUUUGUCGCGUUAUAUUUUACUGUACCAGGUGUUGGGUCUGGUGGGGUAUGCUCACGCCGCAGACCUCCCGCCGAACUGCAAGAGGAAAGUCUACUGCGAUAGCAACCUUCUUCACCAUGUCCAAAUGGCAAGAAUCUUUAGCGACUCUAAAACUUUCGUCGAUCUCGUCAUGAAACACGAUGAAGCAAAAACGUUAGGCGACUUUGACAAUCUGCUUAAAGAAACAGACCAAAAUCCGACGAGAAAACAGCUAAAAACUUUCGUUGACCAAUACUUUUCGGAAAAAGGUGAACUUGAAGAAUGGGAGCCAACGGAUAUCAGUGACAAUCCGGAGUUUCUUAAUUUAAUACGUGACAAAGAUUUAAGAGAUUUCGGAAAAGGCAUUAAUGAUAUUUGGCCACUGCUGGCGAGAAAGGUCAAGCCAGAGGUUCGCAAAAAGCCUGAUCAGUUUAGUUUAGUCCCUGUCACCCACGGAUUUAUAAUACCUGGAGGACGUUUCAAGGAGAUAUAUUAUUGGGACACUUAUUGGAUUAUCGAAGGUCUCCUUAUAAGCGGUAUGCAAGAUACUGCUAAAGGCAUGAUUGAAAAUCUCAUAGAGCUUCUAGUUAAAUUUGGUCACAUUCCUAACGGGAGCCGAUGGUAUUAUCAGGAGCGGAGUCAACCACCCAUGUUAACUGAUAUGGUGGCUCUUUACUAUAAAUACACCCAAGAUCUUGAAUUUCUAAGGAACAAUAUAGCAUCUUUAGAAAAUGAAACAUCCUACUGGUUAGAUACACAAACUGUGGCUUUUGAGAAAGAUGGCAAACACUGCACUCUUCUAAGGUAUUACGUUCCUAGUGCAGGACCUCGACCAGAAUCAUACUUUGAAGAUUAUAAUAUUUCUCUUCCUAUGAGCGAGAAAAACCGUUCAGAGUUUUAUAUUGACAUGAAGAGUGCUGCUGAGAGCGGGUGGGACUUUUCAUCGAGAUGGUUCGUCGCCGCGGACGGAAGCAACAACGGCGUCUUAUCUGACAUUCACACUAGGUACAUUAUUCCUGUGGAUUUAAACAGUAUCUUUGCCGGUGCUCUUAAAAACAUAGCCCACUUUCAUUCUUUAUUAAAUAAUGAUCGCAAAGCUUACCACUAUGAAGUGAAGUUUAAGGAAUGGAUGGAUACCAUUCAGAAGGUCCUUUGGAACGAUGAGGAUGGAAUUUGGUAUGAUUAUAACUUCAAACACAACGCUCACCGUAAAUAUUUCUAUACAUCGAACGUGGCGCCGCUGUGGCAGGGGGUUGUCGCAAUCGACCUAGUGAAGAUACAGGGGCCAAAGGUUGUGGAUUACCUCAAAAAGUCUGGUAGUCUGGGCUUCCCGGGUGGAGUGCCUACCUCACUAAUUGAGUCUGGAGAGCAAUGGGAUUAUCCUAACGUGUGGCCACCAGAAGUUAGCAUCGUCGUAAAUGCUUUAGAAAACAUUGGUACCAAAGAGGCGAGUAAGUUGGCUUUCGAAGUAGCUCAAAAAUUCGUCCGAUCUUGUCACUCUGGCUUCCUCCAGUACAAGCAGAUGUUUGAAAAAUAUGAUACAGAGAAGCCUGGACAGUUCGGCGGUGGAGGCGAGUACAACGUGCAGUUCGGAUUCGGGUGGAGUAAUGGUGUGGUUCUAGAAUUCUUGAAAAAGUAUGGUAGCAAGUUAACUGCACAUGACCCAUCAGAAUUGGAUUCACCUGAUGAAUCUGAGAGUGACUAUACCCGAGUCACGAAGCCUGAAGAUAAUAUCAACACGCCUCUUUCUGGAAAAUGCUGUAGUCCUAAACAAAGCGAUGAUGCUAAUCCAAAGGAAGCUAUCAACACCAACGUCGAUGUUUUAAGUUCACCAGAUGUCUCUAACUUUAAAUCGGAUCAGAUCGAAACUGUAUCGGAUGAUGUUUACCAAAUUCCUGAAGAAAGGAGUUCUGCUGAAGAAUGUGUGACUGAGUACCAAAAAGAUUAUGGAGAUAUGGAAGAAGGUCGAAAACGUCGUCACAAUGCUGAUCCUAAAUCUUGGAAAAGGAAUAAGGCUCGUUUGAAGCGAAUGCGAGGUGAAGAGUAUCUUGGCUAUUCUAAACCAAAAGACAGGAAGUUCCAACAAGAUACUUUAAGACAAGCAAGACGGUUAGGACCAACUUGCGUCUCCAAUUUUUGUAAGAAGAGUAAGACAAUGGUCAAAAUUAGUUUGUCGCGGUAUAUACCGCUGUACCCGGUGCUGGGUCUGCUAGGGUGCGCGCAGGCAAUCAACAUCGUCCCCGUUUGCAAUUCCUCCAUUUACUGCACCGGUGAACUACUUCGAACCGUUCAACUUGCCAGAAUAUUUCCUGACUCGAAGACAUUUGUCGAUUUAAGACUCGCCCGCACCGAAAAUGAAACUGUGUCCAAUUUCACGAAUCUUAUGAGACAAACAAAUAAUAAACCAUCUCGGGAUCAACUUAGAAAAUUCGUAGAUGAUAAUUUUAUUGAUGGAGAUGAGCUUGUCGCUUGGAAUCCGCCGGAUUUCGACCCAAACCCACCAAUUUUAGAACAGAUUACGGAUCCUAAAUUGAAAGAGUUCGCAAAAGAUAUCAUCGAUAUUUGGCCGGGGCUAGGUCGAAAGGUCUCGCCGGAUGUGGAUCGCCACUCUGAACAAUACAGCUUUAUCUACGUGCCAAAUGGGUUUAUCGUUCCAGGAGGAAGGUUUAAAGAGAUGUACUACUGGGACACAUACUGGAUAGUUCGUGGUCUCUUGAUUAGUAAUAUGAUGCAAACAGCAAAAGGUGUCAUUGAAAAUUUCUUGCAUCUCGUGGAUAAAUUAGGGUAUGUUCCUAAUGGAAGCAGAAUUUACUACUUGGGGAGAAGUCAACCACCACUAUUGACCGCUAUGGUGAAAGACUAUUUUACCGCGACUAGAGACGUCACUUGGCUAAAAGCAAAUAUUGAUAUAGUAGAGAGGGAACUUCAAUACUGGCUAGCUAAGAAGAGAAUAACCGUUACAAUAAAUAGCAAGCAGUACAUGCUGUUACGUUAUAAGGCGGAUAAAGAUGACAAAGGCCCGCGACCGGAAUCUUAUUACGAGGAUUGUGCUACCAGUAGCGUACUACCUGAAGACAAGCGCGACGACUUCUACAUGGAGAUGAAAAGUGCAGCGGAGAGCGGCUGGGACUUCUCGUCGAGGUGGUUCGUAACCCCAGACAAUCUGACUUCGGCCAACUUAUCCGACGUACACGUUACGCGAAUAAUACCAGUUGACCUAAAUUCGAUGUUUGCUGGAGCCCUACAAAUUAUGGGCGAUCUGAGGUACCAACUUAAAGACAGGCGCAGCGCACAGAAAUGGUGGAGUUUAGCUAAGUACUGGAGGAUAGCAAUAGACCAUGUGCUGUGGAAUCAGAAAGACGGCGUUUGGUAUGACUAUGAUAUGGUAGCGAAAUCACCGCGGAAACACUUUUAUCCGAGCUGUGUAACCCCGCUAUGGGCUGGUGCGGUAGAACGUACAAGCGCUCCUGUAUACGCUGCUCAUUUGGUAAAGUACUUACUCUCAAGUAAUGCUCUUAAUUUCCCCGGCGGUAUUCCUACUUCCUUGUGGCACACAGGUGAGCAAUGGGAUUUCCCGAACGCAUGGCCGCCCCUUCAGAGUAUUAUGAUUGGAGGUUUAGAGAGGAGUGGCAAUGAAGAAGCACAAAAAUUAGCAAGAGAACAAGUCGCGGUGUGGAUUCGAGCGAAUUACAUAGGCUAUACGAAAUGGAAGAAGAUGUUUGAGAAAUACAGUGCUCUGCAGCCAGGAGAGCAUGGGAGCGGCGGAGAGUAUAUAGUCCAGUCCGGCUUCGGGUGGACUAACGGGAUCGUUUUGGAACUGCUCCAGAGGUACGGCAAGGUGUUGACUUUAGACGAGAAAGGCGAGGACGGGCUACCUUCCGUGCGAAUGACGUAGCUAAUAUGUACUGACAAAUCAAAUUUUAGUUUUAUUUGUACUUAAUAUUGAGUGUUGAACAUUCUUGUUGUUAUUAAUAUUAUACUUACAUAUACCACAUAUCCCAUGUGCUUAUUAACAUUCCGCUCGACGUACAAUAGUAAAAUGACACUGAAUCGUGUUUGUGAAACAAGAAACUUAUUUUACUUGGACUUGGAAACGUUUACAGUACUGUUUUAUAUACUUUUACAAUGUUUGUGUAUAUCCUUGUGUACUGAGGUAUCAUGUAAAGUCAAAUCAAUUGAAUCUCGCUUUUAAUUGCAUGUAUGUAGUUAGAAAAUAAAUUGAAUGCUUUUGAUAGAUAAACGCGAAUUUAUUUGUUAUUAUUUUUAAUCUGUUUGUAUCACGUAUGUUACGUAUUUUAUUUGAUAAAGCAAAAAACGCGUUGCUAAUGAGGGAAUUCUACACAAUACGGAAAAUUUUCCUCAUAAUUAACUGAAUGUUUAUUUAUAGAAAGACAAAAUGUAAACAAAUAUGUACAUAAUUGAAACGAAGUUGACUAAAUUAAAUGU
This is a messenger RNA of Trichoplusia ni (cabbage looper), 4469 nucleotides long. RefSeq lists its product as uncharacterized. NCBI's taxonomy places the organism in Eukaryota, Metazoa, Arthropoda, Insecta, Lepidoptera, Noctuidae. The transcript is spliced from 4 exons. Gene Ontology annotation, molecular function: alpha,alpha-trehalase activity. The coding region runs from base 1 to 3918 and encodes 1305 amino acids. Gene Ontology annotation, biological process: trehalose catabolic process. The record is from RefSeq and is a predicted model, not a curated record.